GUUUGUAACAUACUCUCAUAAGAACUUUAUCAUUCGCGUUCUAAGUGUCAAAUAUUUUUUUCCUACGUUCGCGAAAUUAUCUUAAGUGGUUACACCUUGUUUUUGUUUUCAUAAAUCGCAUAUACGUAUAUAUAUAUAUAUAUUAAGUGAAUCAUUCAAAUAAUAUACUAUAAUACAUACACCUGUGCACGUAUAUAAACAUAAUUAAUAUACUACUCACAAUGAUUCUUAGAAUUAUGUGAAUACAUACUAUGUGCAUCUGAAUGUUAGUGCAAAUGCAGUUAGUGCAUUUAAUUUAUUAAUGAUAAAUAAAAAAAAAAAGCAAGACGCGUAAAAUAUGUCAAAAUAAAAUGUGUCAACGAUUAUACCUUAGAGUAAUUAAAAAAUUAACACCAUGAAAACAAGUGUGAGUGUAGAGAAUUAAAUAAAAAGGUGAAGAUUGGGAAGGUGUAAAAAUAUUUAAAAUAAAAAAAAAAUAAUAAUAAUAAGAAGAAGAAGAAGAUGCGUGUGAUUAUUCUCAGUUGUUACCGCACGUGCUACAUGAUGUUGUGGUUGUAUAAUAACUCAUGCAUAUAAUACGCCCGCGCACGGGCUAGUUUCUAUGUAAAUAAAGGUCGCCCACGCGAUUGGCGCAAGCGCCCCACUUAUAUAUCACAUAAACGUGUGUAUAUAACAAUGUUCAAACAUUAACACAUAUGUAUUUAUAUAUGUUCAUAUGUGAAUGCAUAUAUGCAUUCACAUAUAUGUAUAUAUAAUACGUAAGAGAACGUGUCGGAGUCACCUAUAUAGCUAACAUAACUAGCUGAUACUCCUCCUCUGAGUUACUAUCGAACUAGUACAAGCGAUAUAUUCGAACGGAGUCGUUCCACUCCUCGCGAUUACUAUAAUCAUUUUAUUUUUUAUUUCUAACCUCCCUCAACACCACCCCCUCGACUCAUAUUUAAUCAAUUUCCCAAUUUUUGUGUGAAUUUUGAUAGAUCGUUUGUUCGAUGCAUUUCAAAUAUGAAAUCUUUGAUCACAAUUGUUCUUAUUAAUUACGUAAAUGUUUCAAUAUCGUUGUGAACAAGACAGAGAAGUAAGAAAUAGAAGCAGAAAGAGUGGGGGGGAAACCAAUAAAUGAAAGAAAGUAUAGUUCGAGAAAAUAAACAAAACAGAAGAGUAUCAUCGACGAACGAAGAAAUAUUUACGCUUAUCGGCAGCACCGUUAUUUCGACCUUGAAGAGAUAUCAGGCUCUUCGUAAGAAAUAUUCGGAGAGAGACACAAACCGGCAGUCUGUUCGUGGCUUUCGUGUUACUUACGCCCGUCGGCAGCUUGAGAAAGUCUUAGAUUUCGAAAGGAUUUUAAUAGGAAAUCUUUGAAAGGAACGUUUGAUCUACUUUUGAUGUUGUCUGGCAAGAUUUUGGGAUAAUCAAAACACGACGAAACUUAAGGAAGAGGAAAAGCUGUUACAUUAUCCUCAAAACUAUCCUGAAUCUUUUCGUAAGGAUUAAUAGUAAUACAACUGAUCAUGACGUCGGCUAACGGUGCACCAGUGAAAUCAAGACGACAGGAUUCCUCACCAAUGUGGGUGAAUCCUUGCGGACUUGCGGCUGAAGAUUUCAACAGUGAUCCAGAAAUCGAACAAUUAAAGGAUUUUGACCUCGUAUCGCAGAUUAUCGUACAAUCCCAAACAGCAUUGUCUCAUACUUCGCUGUUUCGUGAAGAUUUCGUCAAAGAGUGUUUCAAAUCCGACUUCGAAAAUUUGCAUGCACAAUGGAAGGAAGUGUCUUACGAUUGGUUACCUAAUUUUCCAGAAUUACCUAAACGAUUAGGGGAACAAUUGGAUGUAAAACAUUUGGAAGGUUCCAGCAUGGACGAGAUGUUACUGAAAGCUUAUAGAUUUCUGCAAAUAUUCGCAGUAGCCUUAGAACAAAUAGUAUGGGAUCAAGAAGAAAACAAUCUACCGUUUUUCAAAUACUUUAGGGAGGCUGAAUUGAAACUACGUGCGGUACUAUGCGAAGUACAAGCAGCAUUGGUUGAACGUGCCGUUCCCUUAGGUAACGACGUUACAAGGGACGUAAUGGCGGAGGAAUAUCGGUCGACAGCAUCAUCGGCUACUUUUCGUAAUUUGCGCGAUUUUUUGAUAUUACGGGACUACAUUAAUUGUCUCGAAUAUGUCAAUCAAUUAUGCGAAUACCUUCGUACUACAUUACCACCAUCAUGAGGACGGCAAGGCGGAAGCCGAAGAAGGGAUACGAGGCGACGACUCGCCCAUUCGAAAAAACUCACCGACUUUAUCUCGCAAAGAUAUUCCCUUAAUCAGACUAUUCAUUAUUAAAAAAAGAAAAGAAAAAAACUAAUGAUAAUCAUAAUAAUCAUUAAUUAAUAAUCAUAAUUAAUAAUCGUAAUAAUAAGUUCCGUUGUUUAAGGAAAAAAAAAAAAGGGAAAAAAUCAAAUCGGUGCGAGACUAAGGAUUUAAACUUUUCCAAUGGGAAACACGAGGAUGUUUUAUUCAAUUAUCAAAUAUAAAAAAAUUAGUAUUAUUUUUUUUAUAUUUGACCCUUUGGAUUGAUCUUUUUUUUUUUUAAAUAUUAUUUAUAAUAAUAAUAUUGAUAAUAAUUUGCAUGAACUUUGCAUGAACGUUGUUUCUUAUCGUCAUCUUAUUUGCAAAGUUUUUCUUUGGGAUGAAGAUUUGAGAUAAAAUUAAGAAAAAAAAAAAAAGAUGAAUCCUCGGGGAUGUUCGUAGAGUUCGUCGGUUUUCGCCGCUGUGUUUAUAAUUAAUAGUUAAUUAUUAAAAUUAACUUUUUGUAGAAAUUUAGGAGAGAAUUGAUUGAUUGAUAGAAAAAAAAUACGUUAAAUUCGUUGAG
Molecule: messenger RNA, 2847 nt
Organism: Polistes dominula (European paper wasp)
Lineage: Eukaryota; Metazoa; Arthropoda; Insecta; Hymenoptera; Vespidae
Source: RefSeq, a predicted model, not a curated record